This is a messenger RNA of Emiliania huxleyi CCMP1516, 2332 nucleotides long. RefSeq lists its product as hypothetical. The coding region runs from base 1046 to 2332 and encodes 428 amino acids. The record is from RefSeq and is a predicted model, not a curated record. Gene Ontology annotation, molecular function: protein binding. Lineage: Eukaryota; Haptophyta; Isochrysidales; Noelaerhabdaceae. The transcript is spliced from 7 exons.
CGCCGCCUCGGCAGACAGGUCGAGGAGCAGCGGUCUGGCGGCGGCAGCAAGGCUCUCACAGGCGCACCCGCAGACGCCCCUCUCUCCAGCGGCGGCCGCGAUUGAGGCGUCGAUUGCGUCGAUUGCGAGGGCGGCGGCAGCGGCCGCGGCAGAGCGCUUGGCAGCGGUCGACGCGCUGGACGCCGCCGAGGCAGCUUCGGCCGAGGCGGAGGCGGCGGCGGCGGCGGCGGAGGCGGCGCGGAAGGCUGCGGAGGAGAGAGAGGCGGCGGCGGCGGCGGCGGCGGCGUCCGAGGCGGAGGCGGCGGCGGUGGCGGAGGUGGCGGAGGCGGCCGAGGCGGCGGCGGCGCAAGCGAAGGCGGCGGAGGAGUCGGCAGCGGGGCAAGCAGAGGCGGUGGAGGCGGUGGGACGAGCGGAGGCGGCGGCAGCCGAGGUGGCGGCAGCCGAGGCGGCGGCAGAGCGAGCGGCGGCAGAGCGAGCGGCGGCAGAGCGAGCGGCGGCAGAGCGAGCGGCGCCGCCUCAGCUGCCGCCUCCUCCGGCGGCGUCGACGCAUGUGGGCGACAGCGCGGGCGAUGCGUCGGUGUGCGAAGGCUGUGUGUGCGACGGUCCGGCGAGCGAGGGGCUGCAGGGUGGGUUCGGGUACCGUGGGGAUGGGGAGGGCGAGCGUCUGCAGGCGGCGCCGACCCUCUGGACUCGGCCGGCCACUCCGCCGGGCACAGGCGCUGCAGACGGCGCUGCAGACGACACGCGGCGCGGCUCGGGUUGGGACAGCGGGCCCCUCACCCUAGCGGCCAAAGUGGGCAUCAUCAAGCAGCGGUGGCCUCAAUGUGGUGGAGAGGUGGAGAAGGCGCACGCCUUCAUCGCCUGCCUCCCCGACAACGUCGCUCGGUCCCGGUGCAAUGUCGUUGACGAGGUAGUCCUCCCCCUCCCACCGGAAAACCUGUCCAAGGUCCAGCUGGUCGCUUCGCUCUCGCUCGCCUUGUCCGGCGCCGCCGCGCGGCCGGCCACGGCUGCGCCCGGCCUCGUCUCCACGGUCUCAGACGGCCUCAUGGCGCCUACUGACGCCGACGAGACGGAGCGCGUCGGAUUCGUGCUGCAGAAACUUUCAAUCUCGCCGACGCUUUAUGAGGCACCGAAUCGACCAGAGCCAGCAGCAGAGCACUCCUCGCCUGGCUCGGUCGGGUCAGCGCCCGACUGCGAUCGACUGGCCUCCAGUUCGAACCCAGGUGGGCCUGCUGCCGGCCGCGAUGGCUCGCCAGAGCUGCCGGGCUUGCCCAGCCUCGCUGGCGCCUUUGGCGAGGCUGGGGUGGCUGCUGGGCAUGACGACAUCGCAGCAAUGACCUCCACGCUGCGGAACAUCCGACUGGGGCUCGCACAGGAAGCCGCAGCGACCCGCGUUCAGCGGGCGAUGCGCGCGUUCCUGCUGCGCAAGGGCACCAUCAUCAUCACGAUCCUCAUCACCAAGAUACAGGCCGCUGCGCGCGGCCUCAACACCCGCACUUCUCUGAACAACUUCUUCAAGGCCUGCCCGCCCAGCGGGCGCACCGCCGACCUCUUCCUCAGCCGCGUCUACGGUGGCCACGAGGGCGGGCGGCGGCGCGGCGGCGGCUACGUCGUCGAUUUCAUCUACUGUUUGCGCUCGACCCGUCUUCCUCUCUCUCUUCCGGAAGCGCUGGCCCGAUUCCCUCUCGAAUUAUACAACCCUCACGACACAGUGCGCGACUGCCACGGAACCAACGGGUUCUGCAACCAACACGAGGUCAACGGAGAGCAGCUGAGCCUGCCUCCGCCCUCGUCCCCCUUCACCUCCGGUGAGUCGCCCUGCCCCAGUCGUCCAGAGCACGACCUCUGGCGAGUCAGCCGGUCACUUGAUGACGACCUGAAGAGCAAGAAGAAGACAAGGCAAAACGACAAGAAGCGCGCCAAGGCCAAAGCAGCGGCUAUCGCCGCUGCAGCGGCCGAGGAGGCUGCUGCAAAGGCGGCUGCUCAGGCGGCCGCUCAGGCCGCUCAGGCGGCCGCUCUCGGACGGUACAGGUUGGUCAACGCUUGGUUCUAUCCACGCGGCGACUGGUACACCUUCUACUGGGAUGGCAGCUCGGCCGACAAGGUCGCAAGGCGCGCUACCUACCCGACGCUCGAGCACGACGACCACGACCCCGGCCCCCUCGCAGAGCGCAUCAGGCGCGACAAGCGCGAGGCGUCCCACCGCUCCUCCGACGACUCCUCCUCCGACCGCGACUCGUGCGGCACCGGCUCCACUAGCGAGGCGAAUGACAUAUUCGACACCCUCGAAGACCAUCUCGGCUACGGUUCCGACUCCGGCUCCGGCUGGUAG